Messenger RNA from Rhipicephalus sanguineus (brown dog tick), 2900 nucleotides. RefSeq lists its product as uncharacterized. The transcript has 3 exons. Lineage: Eukaryota; Metazoa; Arthropoda; Arachnida; Ixodida; Ixodidae. Gene Ontology annotation, cellular component: plasma membrane. The record is from RefSeq and is a predicted model, not a curated record. Gene Ontology annotation, molecular function: metalloendopeptidase activity. Bases 1 to 2529 code for a protein of 842 amino acids. Gene Ontology annotation, biological process: protein processing.
AUGUCACCGACGCCCGGAGCACAGUCACCAAUGUCGCCGCCGCGGGAACGUCGCCCAACGAUCUCUACGAAGGACCCGCGACUGCGUCACUUUUGGCGCUCCCUGAGGUCUCACUUGCGGCGCGAGAAGGAAGCGGCCAGUCCCGGCGAAAAGUCUCCAAAUGUGGACUCGCCCAAGCAGGCGCCAAGACUGUCCAUGGUCGAUGCUGCAGCUGCGGCGGCGGGUUUCCCCACCCGGAAACGAUUGCAACCCAACGCCGGUAAGAGGCGUUCCGGCUCGUCUUCACCAGCGACCGCUUCGCCCAGCAAGGCACUGUCGCCAAGCCCAAGCAAAGCUGGAUCACCGACUAGAUCCACGAAAGCCGGACGGCGCAGGAGCCGGUCCGCGUCUCGGCUUCGGAAAUGGCAAACACCGACGGGCGGCGAGUUCUCCUCGUCACUGAUACACUACGACACGUCACGAAGCCGUCUAGCGAAAAGUUCACCCAAGAAGCUACCGUCCUCCAAGCAGACCGUCCUAGCCGUCGCCUUUAUCACCGUUAUAUUCGCUGUCGUCCUCAUAGCCAUCGUGUGGCAUCUCAUCGGCCUUGUCAAGGUAGAUCCUCAGCACGGUUCCGGUGCCGCUGCAAACAAAGGAAACGCCAGCAUGGGGAGUCUGCGUUCGAGGGCGCACGCAGUCGCUACUGUAGCCGAGGCCUACUCCACCUUCGUUCGAGACGCCGUCGACAGAAGCGCCGAUCCGUGCGACAAUUUCUACAGGUUCGCCUGCGGAUCGUGGGCCCAGAGUCACCCCGAGACGUCGUCGGCCAUAGAAGCCCUCGUUUCAUUCGUCAACGCAGCUUUGUCGAAAUUGCGCGAAGCCAACGCCUUGAGCAUGAAAGGAGAACCGAUAGGCAAAGCUGCUGGCUACUUGGAAAUCUGCCUCGCUCCGGAUGAAGGCACCGCCAUUGUCGACCUCACGGCCGUGCUUGCGGGCGCAGGAUUGACCUGGCCAGACAGGAGCGAAGGAUCGGACUUCCUGUCUACCGUGUUUUUCAUGGCUAAACGCGUGGCACUGCCGGUAUUCUUCGACGUCGACGUGUGUCUUCGAGGCGGGAAAGGCGGACGUCGCGUGCUGACGUUUACCACGGAUGCGACCUUCAAGUCAGUCUUGAAAAGGCUUUACAACCUGAUCUCGUCUCUACACGUGGUGUCCUACCUCCGCGUCGCUUACGAAGCCGUGGCAGGCCGUGGCGUCAACGAAACCCGUUUCGCGGAGAUCCUGGAGGUCAUCGCCAACGCGACCGACGUGUUCGACGUGUACCUGCAAUCCAGCGGCAAGCACGAAGUCGUGAUGAACUGGACGUCCGUCUUCCAGCAUACAACGCCGUUGAUUGCGGAGGGCAAGUGGAAUGCGGUUCUUCAGCAGUACACAAGGACUUCCACUUCCGACGUAAAGUCGGUUGCCGUGCCCGACUUCAGGUCAUUCGCUGCCGUACUUGGCUUUCCCAAUAAUUACGGGGAAGCCGCGGCGAAAGACCUGCUCGGCUUUCUGGCUUUCCAGGCGGCCAUCUUUUAUACAAAUGCGCACCUACGCGAUAGUUUCUUCGCGUCUCCGGAAGAAUCCGUCAGGCAGCACAGACUGCAAUGCUUCCGUGACACGUAUCGGUUCUUCCGGAAUGCCGUGAACAAAUUUCUUCUCAACGGAACCGAGGAUUCAACAAAAGAGGUCGUCACAGUCGCGCGCAGAGUGAAGAGCACAUUCUUGGGAGCUUUCCACGCUGGAAGCAAGUCCUACGGAGCUCUUCCUGAGCAGACACGUUUCGUCGACGACAGUCUUAAGACCGCGUUGGCUCUCCUGGCCCCAUCGGAAGUCGACGCUGACCGGUUUGCGUAUGAAUCUUACCCCAACGUGAGCCUACAGCGACCUCUACUGAACCAUAUCGCGUUCGCAGAGCAUCUGGCGCGAGUCGGAGCCCGCGUGGAGCCGGGUACGGUCGUUGCCGCUGCCGUGGAAAGCCAUCGUCCCUGGCACAGCUUGGACGAUUACUUCUCGGUGUCGUACCGAAGAGUUGUUCUGAAUCCGUAUCAUCUGCGUUUCCCCUGGUACGUCGACAGGGCACCGCGAUCCGUCCUUUACGCGGGGAUUGGUUCACGCUUGGCAGCGACGCUGCUGUUUGACUGCGUCGACAAGAGUUCCGAAUGUCGCGCUGUCCUGGACGACAACCGAGGGUGCCUCGCGACGAACGAGACAGGUCACCACGUGACAUCCAUCGAAGACCUCCAGGCAGCCUUGGCGGGCAUCAGCGUGGCUUGGCGGGCUGUGCGAGACGACGUCGACAACGCGACUCGGUACGCUGUCGAGGCGUCCUCUCAGCACACGGCGGACGGCGUGUUCUUCAUCUUCGCCUGCUACUACUUCUGCGGCGAGGACGGUGGGGAAGACAUGUGCAAUUUUCCGCUGAAGCACGUCGCGGGUUUCGCCCACGCAUUUGAGUGUCCAUCUGACUCUCCCAUGAACCCUGAGCGAAAGUGCUCCAUACUCGCGUAGAAUAUUUCCUUGACCAGUUAAGUUCUUUCUCGACUACUGGGCGAGUACACAGCCGAAAACGUGGCUUUAGAAUGCACAUUAUGUAAUCCUCGGGAAGGAAAGCGUUAUGCUUUUGUUGUGUAUAUUCAACGAAAAACUUGCAUUACGUGUGGCGCCGCCUUGUGAAUAUCGACAUAUUUGUUUUACAUAUGCGGCAAUGAGUAAGAAGGUGAAAGUGAGGCAAUUGUCAAUAUUUUCGUAGUAUCUUUGUUCCCAUCGGCCGAAAAAAAAAACGCGAAGGUGGCGGCACCUUUGUCAAUGUUGUUUCCUUCAACAGGGAGUUUUGCAUGCCAGAAAUACGAUCUAACUGCGAUGUAUGCUGCACUGCGUAG